Molecule: messenger RNA, 2674 nt
Organism: Spodoptera frugiperda (fall armyworm)
Lineage: Eukaryota; Metazoa; Arthropoda; Insecta; Lepidoptera; Noctuidae
Gene: slif
Product: cationic amino acid transporter 2
Exons: 11
Coding region: 186-1955 (589 amino acids)
Biological process (GO): transmembrane transport; amino acid transport
Cellular component (GO): plasma membrane
Molecular function (GO): amino acid transmembrane transporter activity
Source: RefSeq, a predicted model, not a curated record
AUCUACCGACCAGUGCGCGAUCAGUUGUAACAAGGAGCGCGCGCGCCGAUGCGCAAGAGUUGACGAAAUACGAUCGAUCUCAAAUAUUUAUUGUUUUUUGCUAUAUUUUUUAUUUGUGACCAGUGAUUGUGUUUUGUGGGUGUAUUUUUUUGUGGAUAUAUUGUAUUACGAAAAUUAAUAAAAAGAUGGGUCUGGUUGGCCGGAUAUUCAACGCGUUACGUCGGUGCAAGCAUCUGGAAGACGACCACACUACCAAGCUGGAUAGAUGUCUCGGUCUGCUGGACCUGACUGCGCUGGGGGUCGGCAGUACCCUGGGUCUGGGCGUGUACGUGUUGGCUGGAGCGGUCGCUAAGACCGUGGCAGGUCCCGCCGUGUGUAUCAGUUUUCUGGUCGCUGCUGUAGCUUCGGCUUUUGCUGGUGUCUGCUACGCUGAAUUCGCAGCCAGAGUUCCGAAGGCAGGUUCAGCCUACGUGUACAGCUACGUCAGCGUGGGCGAGUUCAUCGCCUUCACCAUUGGAUGGAACCUCAUCCUGGAGUACGUGAUCGGCACGGCCAGCGUGGCCAAAGGCAUGGCGUUGUACAUAGACAGCCUCUGCAACAACUCCAUAGCCCGAACCAUGAUUGAAGUGGCUCCCAUCAAAAUUCCCUUCAUGGCAGACUAUCCUGAUUUCUUCGCGUUUUCCCUUGUCUUGCUUAUUACUGCACUCCUGGGCACUGGUGUGAAAGAGUCUACGAAGCUGAACAACGUGUUCACAGCUUUGAACCUCAUCACCGUCAUCAUCGUCGUCAUCGCUGGAGCUGUCAAGAGCAACCCAGCCAAUUGGAACAUUUCGGUUGAUGAUAUACCAGAGGAAUACAGAAGUCAGGCUGGUGCUGGUGGCUUUGCACCCUGGGGAAUGGCAGGCAUUAUGGCUGGCGCUGCCAAGUGCUUCUUCGGGUUCGUGGGCUUCGACUGUGUGGCCACCACCGGUGAAGAAGCCAAGAACCCCAAGAGAGACAUCCCCCUGUCUAUCGUCCUGUCCCUGGUCGUGAUCUUCGUGUCAUACUUCAGUAUAGCUACGGUGUUGACUAUGAUGCUGCCGUACUAUCUUCAGGACGCAGACGCUCCCUUCCCCCACGUGUUCAACGAGGCUAACUUACCAGUCAUCAAAUGGAUCGUCUCCAUCGGAGCUAUCUUUGCCCUCUGCACCAGUCUGCUCGGAGCCAUGUUCCCCCUACCCAGGGUCCUGUAUGCCAUGGGCAGUGACGGCGUGCUGUUCAGACCUCUCGCUGCCAUCAACAAGAGGACGCAGACACCAGUGUUGGCUACCAUUUUGAGUGGACUUUUGGCAGCAAUAAUGGCAGCCCUGUUCAACUUGAACCAGCUGAUCGACAUGAUGUCCAUCGGAACACUCCUGGCUUACACCAUCGUCGCUACCAGUGUGCUUAUUCUUAGAUACGAAGAAGAGUCUACUAUCCAGUUGCAUGGCACGAAGCCAGCCCCCGAGACUCCGUUCAGCGUGUUCAAGCAGCUGUUCAACUUGAUCGGGCACAAGUACCCCACACAGCUCUCCUACGUCAUCGCCAAGUGGACUAUUAUGAUAUUCUUCGUGGUGGCGCUGGCAACGUGCGCGUUGCUCCGCUGGGACCAGGCGGAGGCGGCGCUGGGCGUGCUCGGCGCCGCGCUGAUCGUGCUUCUCGUCGUGCUCUACCGCCAGCCGAGGAACAACGUCGACAACUUGUCUUUCACGGUGCCGCUGGUACCCUUAGUACCAUACCUGAGCGUGUGCAUGAACGUGUACCUCAUGGUGCAGCUGGACUACCAGACCUGGGUGCGGUUCCUCGUAUGGCUCGCUAUUGGUUACAUGAUCUACUUCUUCUACGGCAUCAGGAACAGCUCGCUCAACGUGAAGAGUGAGCCGCAGACUAACGGAGUGAUAGAAGAGAAGAGACAAGUCGUCACCACCAAGUUCUAGCAGACUGACCACACGCCAUAGCUGUGUACGUACAAUACUUAGUUCACUGUCCUUAUUUAUACGAAGCGAAGCCGGGAUGCAUUGUCAGGGGCCUUAGUCUGCUAUUACAAUUGUGUCAGAAUGGUCGAUCACUGAGCAGUGCGAGAGGGACGGAGCUAUGUAGGUUGUAUAGCUCCGUCCCUCUCGCACUGAUCAGUGAUCGACCAUUCUGACAGACUAAGGCCCCUGGUCUGCUGGUACAUUCUAAAGACAAUUUCAUGUUAUAAAAUCCUCUAAACCUCUGCCCGUUUUCACCAACCAUCCCUGUGUGAGAGAGCACCUAAACUAACCCCUUACCUCUGUAGUUGUGUCACUUAAAGGUUGAUAAUAAUCAUAAUGUCGUUAAGUGUCAUCUAUCUUAGCUUAGGAGUUCCUUAAAUGUUAAGUGACGAUGGUGGUGGAAACGGAUGGUUUUACUUUGAGCCAUAAAGAUUUUAAAAGGCCGUAAGGAGAUUGUGUAGUUUUGCCUUUAAAAUGAUUUUAUAGAUUUGUUUUCGUGAGUUUGAAAUGUUCCCGGUAUCCUGUCUGAGACAGAAUUGGAUUUAUAGUAGGUAACUUGUGUUUGUAUUAAAAUAAGUUAUUGUUUCGAGUCGUACAUCACACUAAUACACAUCAAAAUAAAUAAUAAUGUGACUUGUAAAGAACAGAAUUUUAUAAUUAUGUAGUGUUAUAUUUUGUUA